AUGGCGGCGACGCAAGUACGUGAGGCGAUCCAGCGGUUCCUGCAGCGCACCAUGUUCCCAAAGCUGCCAAAUCCAGUACCGGUACUGGCUCCUCUGACGUCCAGCGAUGCAUCGUCUUCUACUCUGUCUUCAAACCUGCUGAACGACUUUAUCUGGCUGGCUGCUCCCAAAUCCAAGGUGACACCGUCACGCAAGCGGAUUCGGAACAACGACUUGAGCAAGCGGCUCAAGAACAUUGUGCACUUUCAAGUGUGUCCCUUGUGCGGGGCAAAGAAGCUGCGUCAUCGGUUGUGCAUGAGCUGCUUCAAGCAAGGCAAGUACUUUGUGUAG
This is a messenger RNA of Peronospora matthiolae, 330 nucleotides long. Lineage: Eukaryota; Oomycota; Peronosporomycetes; Peronosporales; Peronosporaceae. The record is from the annotation of a GenBank genome assembly.